Molecule: messenger RNA, 2161 nt
Organism: Triplophysa dalaica
Lineage: Eukaryota; Metazoa; Chordata; Actinopteri; Cypriniformes; Nemacheilidae
Product: sodium-dependent neutral amino acid transporter B(0)AT1-like
Exons: 12
Coding region: 1-1857 (618 amino acids)
Biological process (GO): sodium ion transmembrane transport
Cellular component (GO): plasma membrane
Source: RefSeq, a predicted model, not a curated record
AUGAUGGACGUUCAAGAGAACAAGUCUAUAGACCUUGUCGAGAAAACUGACACUAAGAACGCUGACCAAAGACCCAAAUGGGACAACAAAGCUCAGUACAUGCUCACAUGCAUCGGAUUUGCAGUUGGUCUAGGAAACGUAUGGCGAUUUCCAUACUUAUGUCAAACCUAUGGUGGAGGGGCCUUCCUCAUCCCGUACCUCAUAGCUCUGGUUUGUGCGGGUCUACCCCUGCUUUAUAUGGAGCUCGCGAUCGGACAAAAUUUCCGGACCGGCAGCAUUGGAGUCUGGAACUCAAUCUCACCGUACUUGUGCGGCUUAGGUCUGGCUUCUAUGACAGUGUCCUUCCUCAUUGGCUUAUUCUACAACACCAUCCUGGCAUGGGUGUUAUGGUACUUUUAUAAUUCGUUUCGUGACCCACUUCCGUGGCAUCACUGUCCCACUGCACUAAACCUCACUGAAAAUAUUGAGGAGUGCAAACAGAGCACCCCUGCUAACUAUUUCUGGUACAGGGAGACUCUCAACAUCUCUCCAAACAUUGAUAUCAGUGGGGGUUUAGAGGGUAAGCUGGUGUUGUGUCUGGCUGCAGCCUGGUUCAUAGUUUAUAUCUGCUUCAUCCGAGGCAUUGAAACCAUUGGAAAGGCUAUAUAUGUGACCGCCAUCUUCCCUUAUGUGGUGCUCACCAUUUUUCUGAUCCAGUCAUUGACUCUACCAGGUGCUACUCUUGGAAUAAAAACCCUUUUCACCCCAAAUUGGGAAACAUUAAAGGACCCAAGGGUGUGGUUAGACGCAGCCACUCAGAUUUUCUUCUCUCUGUCUUUAGCCUUUGGUGGCCUCAUUGCAUUUUCCAGCUAUAACCCACAGAAUAACAACUGUGAAAGUGAUGCUGUCGUCGUUGGCUGCGUAAACAGUUUUACAUCCAUCUAUGCGUCUAUACCCAUCUUUGCAAUCCUGGGAUUCAAGGCACAAACGAAUUAUUCGGAGUGCAAAAACAGUACUAUCAGUACUUGGGCGGCUGCUUUAAAUAUUUCGGAUCCCAAUAUAACAGAUGCAAGUUAUGAACUAUGGUACACACACCUGAAUUCUACAAAUCCAUCAUUUGUCAAAGAGCAUAAUUUAAAGAUGUGUGAUCUUAAUGCAUUUCUCAAUCAGAGUGCAUCAGGCACUGGCUUGGCAUUCAUAGUGUUCACAGAAGCGGUUACAAAGAUGCCAGGUUCUCAGGUUUGGGCUGUGCUCUUCUUCAUCAUGCUGUUCACUUUGGGACUGUCUUCUAUGUUUGGAAAUCUAGAAGGGGUUCUCACUCCUCUUUUAGACCUGCAGAUUAUCCCCAAAAGAAUCCCCAAAGAACUUUUAACAGGUCUCAUAUGCCUUGUUUCCUUCACUAUCGCCUUGAUCUUCUGUUUGGGCUCUGGAAACUACUGGCUAGAAAUAUUCAACAGCUAUGUGGGGUCCGUCCCAUUGCUGGUCAUCGCCUUUUUUGAGAUCAUAGCAGUGGUCUGUGUCUAUGGUGUUAACAGGUUCAGUGAUGACAUAGCGUUGAUGACUAGACGGAGGCCCAACCUGUAUUGGCAGGUGAUGUGGAGGGUGAUCAGCCCCCUCAUGCUGCUGGUGGUCUUCUUAGCAUAUGUCAUAGUUGAGGCCCAGAAGGAGCCCACCUAUAAGGCGUGGAACCCAAAUCACGUUGAUUUUCCAAAGGCAGAGGAUCAGCCGUAUCCUUCAUGGGUCUUUAACAUCUGUGUUCUCCUGCCUGCUGUGCCAUGUUGUCUUAUUCCACUAGGGGUGCUCUACCGCUUCAUCCAGUUAAUUCAUAAAUACAUAACAAAUAGAAACACUUUAGAAGCUUAUGACGUUGAAACUUAGGGAUUGAUGUACUGUUAGCUCUUUCAAGAAUGUUUUUUUCAUUCACAAAAUCUCCAAUGGAGAACGUUUAUUAAAAAAUGUAACGUUAAUGCUGAAUGAUAACAACUUGCAGCACGCGUACAGUAGUAUUAUCAAGACUGUAUAAUCAUCUCUGAUUAUUUAAGAGGUUACAACUUGAGUUUUCCUGAGGAAACCAGAGGAAAAAGAUUUGAUGUGUUUAUAGACAAUAAAUGCUCAUGUAAUAUCUCAUGUCAUUUAAUUAGAUACUCUGUAUUUGUUUAUUAAAAUAUAUCUUGAAAGCAUA